CCGCUUCACCUCCGCGGCGGCGGCCUGGGGAUUUGCCCGGUGAUCAGUGACGUCAGGCAGGCUGAAGUUCCCAUUGGAGGGCGGAGUUCGGCGAGGGCCAAUCCCAGGGCCGGCCACGGAGAAAUCUCGGCGGAGGGCACGGCGCGCCGGGAGACUGCUGGGCGGGGAGGCUGCGCUGCCAGCUGCUCGCUGAGGCGCUACGCCCGGAGCAGCUUGCCGAAGAGGAGUGACCGGGCCCGGAGCGUGGCGCGGGUCUGGUCUCUGAACAGAGACCCACAAGCUAACUAAGGGCAGGAUGGCAGCAUCAGCCCCCCUGAGGAGCCUGGAGGAGGAAGUGACCUGCUCCAUCUGCCUGGAUUACCUGCGGGACCCAGUGACCAUCGACUGUGGCCAUGUUUUCUGCCGCAGCUGCACAGGUGAUAUCCGUCCUGUGUCCGGGAACCGCCCCGUCUGCCCGCUCUGCAAGAAGCCCUUUAAGAAGGAGAACAUCCGGCCCGUGUGGCAGCUAGCCAGUCUGGUGGAGAACAUUGAGCGGCUGAAGGUAGACAAUGGCAGGCAGCCAGGAGAGCAGGCCCGGGAGCCACAGGACAUGAAGUUGUGUGAGAGGCACCAAGAGAAGCUGCACUACUACUGCGAAGAUGAUGGCAAGCUGCUGUGCGUGAUGUGCCGCGAGUCCCGGGAGCACAGGCCGCACACUGCAGUGCUGGUGGAGAAGGCUGCCCUGCCGCACAGAGAAAAAAUUCUGAACCACCUGAACACCCUAAGGAGAGACAGAGAAAAAAUUCAGGGCUUCCAGGCCAAGGGAGAAGCUGAUAUCAUGGCUGCACUAACGAAGCUGCAGGAACAGAGACAGUACAUUGUGGCGGAAUUUAAGCAGGGCCACCAGUUUCUGAAGAAGCGCGAGCAGCACCUGCUAGACCAGCUCUCCACCCUGGAGCAGCUCCUCACCGAGGGCAGGGAGAAGUUCAAGACCCGGGGCGUCAGUGAGCUUGGCCGGCUGACUCUGGUCAUCUCUGAGCUGGAGGGCAAGGCACGGCAGCCCGCUGCAGAGCUGAUGCAGGAUGCCUGCUCUACACAGGACUCCAAGGACUUCGCCAACAGGUACCCAAGGAAGAAGUUCUGGAUUGGGAAAGCCAUCCCUCACAUGGUUAAAAGAAAGGCGGGAGAAUUCUCAGAUAAACUUCUCUCUCUGCAACGAGGCCUGAGGCAGUUCCAGGGCAAGCUGCUCAGAGACCUGGAGUAUAAGACAGUGAGUGUCACCCUGGACCCGCAGUCGGCCAGCGGGUACCUGCAGCUCUCAGAGGACUGGAAGUGUGUGAUCUAUACCAGCCAGUACCAGAGUGACUGCCUGCACCCCCAGCAGUUUGACUGUGAGCCAGGGGUGUUGGGCAGCAAGGGCUUCACCUGGGGCAAGGUGUACUGGGAAGUGGAGCUGGAGCGAGAAGGCUGGUCAGAGGAUGAGGAGGAGGGGGAGGAGGAGGAGGAAGGGGAAGAGGAGGAAGAAGACGAGGAGGCUGGCUAUGGGGAUGGAUAUGAAGACUGGGAAACAGAUGAGGAUGAGGAAUCACUAGGGGAGGAAGAGGAGGAGGAAGAGGAGGAGGAGGAGGAAGUUCUGGAGAGCUGCAUGGUGGGAGUGGCCAAAGACUCUAUGAAGAGGAAAGGGGACCUCUCCCUGCGGCCGGAGGAUGGUGUGUGGGCCCUGCGGCUCUCCUCCUCAGGCAUCUGGGCCAACACCAGCCCCGAGGCCCAGCUCUUCCCAGUGCUGCGUCCCCGGAGGGUGGGCAUCGCCCUGGAUUAUGAAGGGGGCACUGUGACAUUCACCAAUGCAGAGUCACAGGAACUCAUCUAUACCUUCACGGCCACCUUUACCCGGCGCCUGGUGCCCUUCCUGUGGCUCAAGUGGCCGGGAACACGUCUCCUGCUGAGACCCUGAAUUCCAGAACCAGCCUGGGCCGUACUAUAGAAUCUUCAGCUCUCUGAGAAUCCAGGACUCUGAGAUGAAGAAGGGUUGCCUAAAUCCCACACCCAUGGAAACUUCCUUUCUUUGGGAUUCCCAAGACUGUGUGAAGGAACGUUCUUGGCCAGAGCACCAGGGGGAGGAAAGAGGAGGGACAUCACGUCCAAUUGCCACUCAUUCCCCACUGCUGUGGCUGUGUCCUCUCUCCACUGUCCCUACGUCUGUAUUUCUUGUAGCUUCUCACCCUCCUCCGGCCCAUUUCCUCUGGGAUCUCCUGCUCUGAAGACCAAAUGACUCCCUCCUUCCUGAGCACCCGUUUGUCUUGGUCCCAUGUUCUCUGUUGAGUAGGGGCAGCAGCAGCAGCAGCAUUUUCUUGUUCAGUUGUUAUCCAGGGCUCAUGGGUAUUGAGGGAGACUUGAAGCAAUUUUUGCUGUUCUCAGAUGUGAGGUCCCCCUUGCCCGAAACCAUUCUGUUGCCUACCUUACCUGGCUUCUUACACUUGCAUUUCCUACCCCACCAGAGUUAAAUGUCUGAAAGAAGCAGGAAUGAACAUAGUCAAGAUCCACUGAAGUUUCCAUGGUUGUGUAAGUUUGUGUUUUAGAGUGCUGGUGGAAUCAUCUCCUGGUGUGGUUAAUAAAGCUCAUGGCCUCCAAACCCAGAGCAUGUAGGUACUGCGACCCAGGCAGCAGCUUUAGUCAAUAAAUUACCUCUGCAGAGUAGUCCUUGUGAGGGGAGUUUUUUUUAAAACAAUUCCAACAUCUUGCUCUUGAUCAGUGGUUCUAAAAACACAGAGGCCAAUACCCAGGAGGUCAGAACUACCCUUGCCUCAGGGUCUUCAGCUAGCUUUAGGCCUCUGUUGUUGGCACCAAGGAGUGUCCAGAAUCACUUUCUUAGAUGGAUUGGAGAAGGGAAGACAGGAUCAUGAGGAAUCUUGAGAACCCCCAUCCCAGGUCUUAUGUGAAGACAGGGCCUGCAGUGUCUCCCUGCUGACCCAGCACCAGCCCCUUGGUCCAGUCACCCAGUACCCACAGUUGAACACCAGCUCCUGCGUAGCCAAAAUGAUGCCCCUCUUUUUAUCCUCAGACAUUCCACGUUUCCUCUGCCUGUCCAAGUGUUAAGCUCCUCUCUGCUCCUGAGAGGCUGCUCCCAGACGCUGAAUCUUGGUGGCCUUGGAGUCACCACCCUGUCUCAAGACUGAACACUUUGUAUAUAUCACAUGCUGCCUGAGUCACUAGUACAUGCACAGUGGCUUCCUCACCAACCCCUUUGUCUUUCCUGGGUUAGUCAUCGCUCUCCUCUUCCUUCUCUUUUAAUUCAUUUCCUGUGUCUUUAUAUUACUAAAUAAACUACAAGUUCUUUUCGGUGGUCAGAAAUCUUAA
Messenger RNA from Mesocricetus auratus (golden hamster), 3336 nucleotides. RefSeq names its product tripartite motif containing 26 (gene Trim26). The record is from RefSeq and is a predicted model, not a curated record. Lineage: Eukaryota; Metazoa; Chordata; Mammalia; Rodentia; Cricetidae. Gene Ontology annotation, molecular function: protein binding; zinc ion binding.